AGCUGAUGCUUGAAAGAAUAGCCUAACAGCAAAAGCUAAUUCAUUCGAGUAGCGUCGUUUAUAUCCAAUCUUCAGUUUCACUUUCCUCACCACAUUUAUCUUAUUAUUCCAGGUCCUUGAUUUCAGGUUGUUAAUAUCCAACCGCCUCCGCCGCCACGUUAUCAUCAUCAUAUUUCUCCACCACAGGCACGACGUGGCUUAUGUCCAAGAUGGGUCGCAUAUAGGGACCUAAGUGUGCGAGGAUUAAGGCUUUGGAGGACAGACAGUUUUUGGUUUGGUUCGAUUCCUAUGGAGGCCGUUCCAAGGGUUUGGGUGGACUACACAAAUCAUCGCCGCGUUAGGCACGGAGAAAGUGGGCAAAAUAUUGGUAGUACAAUAGACAAGUUCUUGCAUGUUGAUAAAUCAAGUGUGCAUGCGCUUUCGGCUAGUUCUCAUUGUGUUGCUCCCGGAGCGGUGGUGGAACGGACAGCCGGUGAAGUGUGGAGUUCGGUUCAGUUCCUAAAGAAGUUUUGGACUUGCUAGCGCACAAUGACUCGGUUACAAACUUGCCUUUGGAGCCUCUCCCUCUUUUCCUUCAACCUAAGGAUGUACCAAAUAAAUGCAGAGGUAUGAAUUUUGCUACAGAAAAGGCAUAUAACUGCUCAUUACUAAUGGUUCACGGUACACCUGUGAUUAUAGUACAGAAUCUUUUUAUAGUGAUGCCUGCAUUCAAUUUGGUUUUAAAUUUAGAAAGUAGUACAGUAUGUUUCCUCAACACGAACAAUAAAUGAUGAUGAGUACGACCAACCUUUGAGCUGGCUUCUCUUUUGGACUCUUUGCCAAGAGCCACAGCAUCCAUGUGUAGUCCUGCACAUUUUCAAAGCACACGAAAUUACACCACUGCCCCGACUCCCAUCCUAGCCGUUACAACCUUUCCAACCUCAACAACUCAAUUAUCGCAAACAACCAAACCAAGGGCAAACCCGUAAAAUCAUACCCCCACCUCUCCAUUCCCUCACUCUCUCACUGUAGAGUUCCCCCCUCCCACAGUGAAGAGAGCGAACAUAAUAAACAAAUUAAACUCCAAAAACAACUCCCUCAACGAUCAAAACCACACACUCUCUCCCUCUCCCCUUCUCUCUUUCUCUUUCUCUCUCUAGGGUUUGGAGUUUGGGUUGGAUCGAUUGAAGUAUGGCUUCGUCGUCCUCGGAUCCUGGUCCGAAGACCGAAAGCGGAAGCGGCAGCGGCGGCGGAGCGGAGCCCUCGGAAGCAGCGGCGGCGGCGGCGGCGGUGGCGACCGAUCAGCAAUUGCUUUACAGAGGGCUGAAGAAAGCGAAGAAAGAGAGAGGUUGCACGGCCAAAGAGCGCAUCAGCAAAAUGCCUCCCUGUGCCGCUGGAAAACGCAGCUCCAUUUACCGCGGAGUCACUCGGCAUAGGUGGACGGGUCGUUACGAAGCUCAUCUAUGGGAUAAAAGUACCUGGAACCAGAACCAGAAUAAGAAGGGAAAGCAAGUUUACUUGGGCGCGUAUGAUGAUGAAGAGGCUGCAGCCAGAGCUUAUGAUCUUGCUGCCUUGAAAUAUUGGGGCCCUGGCACUCUGAUUAAUUUUCCUGUUACUGACUACACAAGAGAUCUCGAAGAGAUGCAGAAUGUGUCAAGGGAGGAAUAUCUUGCAUCUCUUCGCAGGAAGAGCAGUGGCUUCUCUAGAGGAAUGUCUAAAUAUCGCGCGCUCUCAAGCCGUUGGGAGCCAUCGUUUGGUCGUAUGGGUGGAUCUGAAUACUUCAAUAGCAUCCAUUAUGGCACAGGAGAUGAUCCAGCAACAGACAAUGAAUUUUUAGGAACGUUUUGCAUUGAAAGAAAGAUUGAUUUAACAAGUUACAUCAAGUGGUGGGGGCCUAACAAAACUCGUCAAGCGGACAGCAUGAUAAAAUCAUCUGAGGAAGCAAAACAUGGUUUUGCUGGAGAUAGUGGAGGUGAACUUAAAACAUUGGAAUGGGAAUCCCAGCCUACUGAACCAUACCAGAUGCCACGUUUGGGUGUCUGCCAUGAAGGUAAAAAGCAUAAUGGUGCUAGAGUCUCUGCCAUGAGCAUCUUGUCACGGUCACCUGCUUAUAAGAGCUUACAAGAGAAAGCAUCAAUUAAGCAAGAAAAGAAUGCAGAUAAUGACGAGAAUGAAAACAAAAAUACGAUCCACAAAAAGGACCAUGGCAAGGCAAUUGAGAAAUCCACAAGUCAUGAUGCUGGGGAUGAGAGACUGAAUGCUUCAUUAGGAAUGAGUGGUGGAUUGUCUCUCCAGAGGAAUGCAUUCCCAUUGACUCCGUUCUUGUCUGCGCCACUGCUGACCAACUACAACAUGAUUGAUCCAUUAGUAGACCCCAUUCUUUGGACAUCUCUUGCUCCUGUUCUUCCCGAGGUUACAAAGACUGAGACCAGUGCAAGUUUCAGUUUAUUUCGGCCUGAGGAAUGACAUCAGUUGAUGUCACAUUUCCUGCAAGUUGGUGUACACACAGUUGAUGUCACAUUUCCUGUUCCCGAGGGGUUUACCUUUGCAAUAGUACACAAGAAGCUCAGGAAAUGCAGUCUUGACGACAAGGCUUUUACUUAUUUAUUGCAGGUUCAUAUUACACGGAGUCUAGAGAAUAUAGAAAGGGAGAUGAAGUUGUAUCUUAUGUAGUAGUAGAUGAGGUAUAGACGAUGUAUUUUACUAUGGUUCGGAAGUGUUGGGAGUGGUAAUCCUUCAGUUUUGCUAAAAAAGUUCAACACAUCAGUUCCUGAGUUUAAUAUUUUGUACAGAAAACAAGCACAAAUUGUAAUCAUAGUCGUUGCUAAUGGCUUCUCCCAUCUUUCUGUCUA
Rosa rugosa (rugosa rose) is the source of this 2831-nucleotide messenger RNA. RefSeq names its product AP2-like ethylene-responsive transcription factor At2g41710. Gene Ontology annotation, molecular function: DNA-binding transcription factor activity; DNA binding. Gene Ontology annotation, biological process: regulation of DNA-templated transcription. The record is from RefSeq and is a predicted model, not a curated record. The coding region runs from base 1171 to 2445 and encodes 424 amino acids. The transcript is spliced from 10 exons. Lineage: Eukaryota; Viridiplantae; Streptophyta; Magnoliopsida; Rosales; Rosaceae.